AUGUCGAGCCCCAGACACACCGGCAAAGCAGUCGCUCUCGACGGGCACGUGAACGGAAAUGGCAGUGGCAGUGGCAGUGGCAGUGGCAAUCUGAACGGGAACGUGACUGCGGCUUCCCCCACCACACCACCCCUCGACGCUGGCAGUGGCAGUGGCAGCGGUAGUGGCAGUGGCAACAGCAGCAGCAGCCGGUCACGACACCAGCCCGCCAGCCCGCAAGCUCGGACGCGGAUGUACAGGCUGAUGACGAUGCGGCUGGAGCAGGACCGAACGUCGUGGGGCCGCUGCUGCAAGUGCGAGAACGGCGGCAAAAUCAUGAGCUGGCCACGGUGCAAGGUCUGCCGCCACCAUUGCUGCCAGAAGUGUGAUUAUCGGCUGGACCGCACCAGCGUCGACACCGACGCCCCCAUCGAACGGGGCUCCACGGCCUGGGACCGGUUCGAGAAGAUGAACGAAUUGUCCGGCGAGAUGUGUCUGGAGCUGGAGGCGCUCGAAUUUGUCGAGACGUUGACGCCUCCGCAGCGCGACGGCGUCGCCAGAGGGUGGGAGAUCAUCCGCUCGUUCAACCAGUGGCUUGAAGACAUGGAAGAUGGCGAGAGUGACGAGGAGAGACCGACCGAGGCGGCCUGA
Cladophialophora carrionii CBS 160.54 is the source of this 630-nucleotide messenger RNA. RefSeq lists its product as uncharacterized. The coding region runs from base 1 to 630 and encodes 209 amino acids. The transcript has a single exon. The record is from RefSeq and is a predicted model, not a curated record. Lineage: Eukaryota; Fungi; Ascomycota; Eurotiomycetes; Chaetothyriales; Herpotrichiellaceae.